CCUUUCCUACUGAAGAUACUUUUAUAAUGUUGCAACGAUGCUGUUUAAUUAACUCGCACUUAUUAAGAAUAGUAAAAAAUGCAAUGAUCUUCAUUUUUUAAACUUAAAAUAAUUUAACAAAUUUAUAAUCCGUAACAGGUUUCUUUUAUAAAACAAAAUGAAUUCAUAUUUACCAUCUGAAGAUAAAUUUUACGAAAAUGUUCGUCGUAGACGAAUAGCAGAAGAACAACGAAAACAUCGCAUUUUUAAUGCAAAACAGAGACAGAUUGGAUUGGAUGUGGAUGCUUUGAAUCAGCAAGUACAUGAAAAAUACACUGCUAGGAUUAAUGAAGCUGAGCAAGAGAAAAAAUAUGCUGAAGAAACAAAAUGGCAAUUACAUAUGCUUGAACUGGCAGAGCAGCAGAAUCAAGAGCAAAUUCGAGAAAUUAACGAGAAAAUCAACAAGUUUCGUCUGUCAGAGCAGAGACCUCAAUAUAGGAGAGAUUAUGACUUAUAUGAUCCUCAUCAGAAAAGAAAAGAGCGUCCUCCAAGAAUAUCUGAUAAUGACUUUUGCCCUGUUUCAAGUCUUCAAAAGCUUGAAGGAGAAGACUUAAAUUUUGAAGAUCGGUCUAGAAAACAGAAAGAGCAAGUCCAGGAUAAUCUGCUUCAGCAAAUGCUAGAGAACAGGAUUCGGAAAUAUGCGCAGCAGAAAGAAAUGCAUGAUUGGGAGAAUACUGUACUACUACAAGAUAAAAAUGCAUUGCAUAUGCUUGAAAUGGAAUCUGAAAAUUAUAAGAAAUAUGCUAAAAGCCUCAGUGAUACUAACAAACAUUUGGCUUUAUCAACCAUAGAAAGAAAUAUGCAACAAAAGAUGGAAGAAGAAAUUGAAAAUAGGAAAGACAUUGAGACAAACUUUUAUGGAGAUUUGCUAACAGAAAACCCAUUAGUAGCAAAAAGUUCAUUUGGACCACAUCGUGUAGUAACAGACAGAUGGAAAGGAAUGAGUAAACAACAAGUGCAAGAAUAUAUUUCAGGUCAAGUGCAGCAAAUUCUUGACAAGAAGCAAAUGAAGCAACAAGAAUUACAUGAAGCUAGUAAAUGGGCUGAGUGUAUUAAAAAUCAAGAAAAUAUUUUACUAGUGAAUGAUGAAAAUGAAAAAAGGGAGAAGUCAGAAAUCAAUAAAACACUGGCACUCGAAAACAAACAGCUUGCCCAACAACAAAAAUGUCAGCAAGAAUACAUUAACAAAGUUCUUAAUACAAAUGUACCUUCAACUGAGUAUUUUACACAAUUUAAUACAACAUCAAGGUAAUGUAAAUAAUAGAAAUUGCACAUUAUAAUAUUUUAAGAAGUUAUAAAAAGCAUUACUUUAAUGAAUCCUAUACUUUUGGUUACAUAAUAUUAACACAGAUAAAUCAUAUUACAUCUUACUGCACUUUAUAUACAUUUUUAAAGAGUAAAAAUUUUUUAUUGACAUUUCCCUUAUAUUUUCAGUUGUCUUAAUAAACUGUAUUUAUAUUGCAUAGAAGCAUGCCCAACCGUCAUAAAUAAGUCUUGAGAAAAAUCUUAAACUAAGUAUUACAAUUUGUAUAUUGGUUAAUACUUUGUUAUUUGCCAAUGCAAGGGCUCAUAAUAAUGAAACAUAAAAUUGCUAUGAUAAAAAUGUUUAUUAAUCAUAAUAAAAUUCUCUCAAAUGUGAAAAUAUCUGAGAAUAAAUAGUCAUAUUAUCUCUCACCAGUGCACAGGAUACUUCCUUUAACACGUAUACUGCUGCAUUAACACUUUCAUAUUGUUAAUCUAACGAUUUUAUGAUCUGUCUGCAACAAAUAAUAAUAAUGAAAAAAAAAAAAAAAUGUCAAUAACAGGUAGCUGACCCAAUGCAUCACGACUUCAGAAAUUCUGGAUUUGGGAUUUUUCUGGAUAAUAGGUAAUCAGUUUAAACCUAGUAAGAUGACAUGUAGAAAUUACAAAAUUAAAAAUUUGACAUAGUGAUUUAUGAAAUAAUGAAGCAUUUAUGACCUUUUGGAAAUCAAAAUUUAUAAAAGAGGAAGGAAAAACCUUCAAUAUUAUAUUUUAUUAAACAUUUCUUUCAAUUUAUUUGAUUUGAUUCGUUUCUUGUGCUAAUACUUCUAAGUUUACAGAUAGACAUGAUUUUUUAUCCAGUUACAAAGUUCUAUUGUAACUGCCGCUUUGAAAAUUCCCACUAAAUCGGCAAUAGAAAAUUUUUGGUUCUCAGCAAACUUCCUAUCGUUUUCUUCAAUAUCUGAUAUAUCUUCACUAUUGUUUGCAAUGCCUGAAAACCUUGACUAGUACCUGCUAUACAAUAUUAUAUAAUUGCAAUGCAUCAUGGUUUUGGUUUUAUGAGAUUACGGCAGAGCUUCGAGAGCUAUCUGACUAAGGGAAGGGAUUCCUUCGUGGAGGACUUUCUAAGGGAAAGUGGCUCAUAUACAUGUUAGACAUGGGGAAACCACAAAAAUGCCCAUGCAGCCAACCCUAUCACAGGAUUUGAACCUCCAAUGCAUCAUGAGACUGGUGAUUAAAGAUAUGUUGUCCUGCUAAAUUUUUUCUCGUUUAUAUUAAUAUUGAUGAAGACUUACUUUAGUUUAGUCAUUUACUAUAUUUAUGACUAUUUCCCACACAUGCUAAGGGCUUUUAAGUCCUGAAUAAAUUCCCAUAUGUACAAUAUAAGUUGUAUUUUACAUAAAGCUUAUCCAAGGCUAGCGCUACCCAUUUUGUGGCUUGGUGCAGUCUGUGCUAACAACUGCCUCACUAAAGUCUAAAAAUUUUGCAUCCCAGUGCCUUCCCGUAAUUCUUAAGAUUUGUCAUCGUUUAGUUUGUUUUGUUACUCCUCUAAAUUCUAAAAAUUUUGCUUCUAAAUUCUGGUAUGGAUCCUGGGUUUAAAUGAAUAGCAAAUUAAAUUCUCAACUGAAACAAUAAUAAAUGCAAUCUUUCGACUUAUGAGUAUCAUUUGCAAAAUCAAUUUUUGCUAAAUUUCUCCUCAUCAAUACACUCAGCAAUUCAGAGUGGAGUUAGUUGAAGUCUGUAAUCAUUGCCAAGUGUAAUUUCAAGAUAAAUGUUACUAUGCUUUUUAGAUUUCAACUACUAAUAGUAGAAAUAACAAAAAUAAUAACUUGUUUAGGCGCUGCUGUGUAAGUCAUUUCUCAAUCUGCAGUAUGCUGAUAGUCAUGCAAUGAUAAAAGAAAAAAAUAAUAAAUAAUGAUUCACAAGGUUGGUGUCAGUGCUGAAGUAAAAUUAAGAAGUGGGGCUUCUACAUUUUAUUAUGAAAAAAUAUCAAAUGUGCAAGCAUAAAAAAAUUCUAAAAAAAAGGAGGGGGUGCUAGUGAUCUAGAUGUCCUCAAUUUUGAUCAGGGAUAUCAACCUUUCACUCCUAGUAAAUCAGGUUUCGUAUACUUCAGUUUUCCCUUGUAAAUAUUCUGUCUCAAAUAUCAUAUGGGGCUCAGUUUUUAUUGAAGGCUUAUCAUAUUUAUCUGAAAUUUCAAAACAGAAAAAAAAAUACACUUAAUUUUCUUUAAAUUAAGGAAUUGUAUUAGAUUGCUACAACAUAUCUUGAAUACUGACCUAGAUGUUAUGAGCUUUAAACAUUCAACUCUAAUCAAAAAUCAGUAAUAUUAAAAAUGUAUGUAGUAUACAUUAUUUCAAUCUGAAGACUGGUAAUUUUGUUUUAUUUACUUAAUAUCACAGAUUGGAGAAUUUCUAGACAUUUAUAAGAAGAUAAUGUCUGAUAUGGUUGACUUAUUGAGCUUUGUUUAUUAUAUUGUGUUCAGAAAAUAAACAUGCCUCAAAUUUGCUAAAAUUAUAUCCAGGACCUUAAAUUUUAUGGCACAAAAUAUUAGUUUUCCUUGUCUACAUACUUUUUUAUAUUUUUGAAAACAUACUGAUGCCUUCUUUUGCUCUUUUUAUGACUUCCUUUCAUCAAAAUGGUAUAAAAAGUGAAAGCAGCCAAUCAUAUUCCCCUUUAUUUGAAGCUUUUGAAGAGGGAUGAACAUUUUAACAACAAAACUAAGUAUUCUGAAGAUCAUAUCCUAACAAAAGAAAAUAUUAAAAUGUCAUAGUUUAACAGCUUAAAGGAUUUUGAAAUCUAAAGCAAACUGCUUCAAACUCAAUGUUAAUCAUCAUGUUUAUUUUCAUAACUUUCAAGUUUCAUUGUGGGGAGUGGGAAGAGCUAUGUUUAACUGAACAUAAGAUUCUGAGAUAAAUGAGCUACAACAGUGGUCUCAAAUUCAGGAGGCAAAUCAUGCAGGCCAAUUACAUGAUCUGAAAGCAGCUAAUGGGCUGAAUGUAAAAAAGAAUGUUCUGGUACUUCAGGAUUAAAGUGACCAUAUUGGUCAGUCACCAAAUUUGAUAACAUUUUUAAUCUGCAAUAGAUUUGAUGUUUAAGUUGUUUUGAUUAUAAUUGUUAUUCACAUGUUAUCAACAAUUCAGUAUUUCUCUUUUCCUCUAAAAUAAGAGCACUUUGAUUUAUAAAUAAUUAGAAGAGAAGCAGAAUUUUUUUGGCAUAUUUAUAAUGAUGCCAGUUUUUUUUUUUUUUUUUUUUUUCCCUCUCAAGCUCACUUUUGACAACAUGUAAUUCUACAGUUACUUGUUUUCUCUUUAAAAUGUUGGUAAUUUUUAACUUUCUAUCAGUCUGAAAAUAAACAUCAGGUUCUUUAUGAUACUGUUCAUUUUUUCAUAUUUUCCAUUACUAAUUUUUCCUCUUAAAUGUUGACUUACCUUCAACUUUAAAAAGAGCAGUGGUUUUCUUCCAAGAGAAUGGAAUUUUGCACACUGAGCAAAGUUUAAAAUGGCUAUCAAAUGAAAUUAUUUAUAGAUAAGCAAAGUUUUGGAAAUGUAAUAUCAAAAUUUGCAGGGAAGAAAAAAGGUCUUCCAGCCAAUAACUGGUUUCAUAGAUCCAGGAUUCAUUUUCUCACUACUUUUUGCUUCAUAAAUUGUUAGGCUCAAAACCUAUUUUCUGUGAAAUGGGGUAACAAACAGUUAAAUAUCAAUAUAUAUCUGAUGCACUUAUCAGAGCAAGCAACUUGUAAAGGCCAGUUUUCAACAUUUCACAGUGAAUCGUAAACACAGUUGUGUAUAUCCAACAUCUGGUUCAAAUAUCUAGAAAGUCAUAUAACUCUGGGCUGCAGUUAUGUAGAAAUAAAAGACGAACAAGAAUGGCUCGUCAACACUUGGAUUCAUUUUUAAUGGAAUUUAUGUGGCAGAAGUAUGAAGGACAAGACAAAAUAUUCCAUUGUAUUAUAAGCAGCAAUUGUCCAAUAAUGGCCAUCACAAAUGUAAAUAAAUAUUACUAAUUGUUAAAUAAAUGUUAUUCUUUAUAUUCCAA
This is a messenger RNA of Stegodyphus dumicola, 5316 nucleotides long. RefSeq names its product RIB43A-like with coiled-coils protein 2. The record is from RefSeq and is a predicted model, not a curated record. Lineage: Eukaryota; Metazoa; Arthropoda; Arachnida; Araneae; Eresidae.